Phoenix dactylifera (date palm) is the source of this 4703-nucleotide messenger RNA. RefSeq names its product multidrug resistance-associated protein 11 (gene ABCC13). Gene Ontology annotation, biological process: transmembrane transport. Gene Ontology annotation, cellular component: membrane. Lineage: Eukaryota; Viridiplantae; Streptophyta; Magnoliopsida; Arecales; Arecaceae. Gene Ontology annotation, molecular function: ABC-type transporter activity; ATP binding; ATP hydrolysis activity. The record is from RefSeq and is a predicted model, not a curated record.
AACAACCCCCCCCCUCCCCUUCACUCUCAGUCUCUCCUCGUCUCUUCGCUCACUGUUCAUCUCCUCCUCCUCGGCUCCUCCUCCCUUCUAUGGACGUCAUAUGCCCUAAAACUCCCAUCGUGUGGGAUGGGAAAAGCUUCACGCCCUGCUUCGAGAAUAUAGUAUUAGGCUUUGGAGCAAAUAUGAUCACUGUAGCUGCGGUCGUAGUUCUUGGAGUAAAUAAAAGGAACGCUACAACAACCAGGAACAUCAGGAUAGGCCUUUUGGGAAAGGUGUUUUUACACAUUCUACCUGCUUUUGGAGCAUGCCUUUCUUUCUAUGAAAUGUUUUUACUUAUGAAGAGCAGCCUUGAAGGACAUAAUGUUGAGUAUCAUGAUUGGCUUUUCAGAUGCUCUCAGUUUGCUUCAUGGAUGACCAUUUUGCUAGUCUCAAACUUCAGUUACUGGUUUCAUGUAUUUUGCAAUCCUAUCUUAUGCUUUUGGUGGAUUUUGAAGCCUGUUCUGGAGAUCCCUCUUUUGCUCACGAAGUUCUCAUCCCUAGAGGUUAUAACAUGUUUGAAAGAGAGUUCUUCUAUUUUUGCUGAAUUCAUGUUUGGUCUCUUUGUCAUUGUGGUAAAAGCAAUGCAUGCAUCUAAUGAAGAAAGAGAAUUUGAUUCUAUCGAAGAUCCUCUUCUCCCACGUGAUUCAGUGGCAAACAAAAAUCACAUUAUAGAUGCAGAUUGGAAAUUCAGUAGCUGCUUUGACCUUGUGACAUUCAAGUUUGUCAAUUUGAUGAUGGAUCUUGGUGUGACAAAACAACUUGACUUUAAAGAUCUAGUUGAAUUGCCUUGUGAUCUUAUGCCUUCUUCAUGUCAUCAUACAUUAUUGAGGGGCUGGGUAGCUGAACAGAAUAAGCAUAACUCUAACCCAUCUCUGUUCAGAGCUAUGUGUUAUGCAUAUGGGUGGCCAUAUUUGCGGUUAGGUCUAUUGAAGGCAAUAAAUGAUUGUGUUGGCUUUAUUUCGCCACUGCUCCUUAAUAAGCUGAUCAAGUUUCUUCAACAAGGUUCUGGAGAUGUGGAUGGAUAUUUUCUAGCUCUUUCCCUGGGUUUUACAUCCAUCUUGAAAUCCUUUCUAGACACACAGUAUACUUUUCGUCUUGGGAAAUUGAAGUUGAUGUUGCGAUCAAGCAUAAUGAUAAUACUGUAUCGCAAGUGCCUAUUCAUUAGCCAAGCCGAACGCUCAAUUUUUUCUGAUGGAGAAGUCCAAACUUUUAUGUCUAUAGAUGCAGAUCGGACAGCUAAUUUGUGUAAUAGCCUUCAUGAUGUGUGGAGUUUGCCCCUGCAGAUAGGUGUGGCACUGUAUCUUCUAUAUACACAGGUCAGUUUUGCGUUUGUUUCUGGUGUUGCGAUAACCAUCUUGCUUAUACCAGUAAAUAAAUGGAUCUCUACAAUGAUUGCAAGUGCAACAGAGAAAAUGAUGAAACAGAAGGAUGAGAGGAUCAGAGGUGCUGGAGAACUUAUAACAUAUAUCCGAACAUUAAAAAUGUAUAGCUGGGAGCAUCUAUUCACCAAGCGUUUGAUGGAAAGAAGAGCGAUGGAAGUGCAACACCUCUCAACAAGGAAAUACUUGGAUGCAUGGUGUGUAUUUUUCUGGGCAACAACACCGACACUUUUCUCUCUAUUUACAUUUGGCGUCUUCGCAUUGAUGGGUCACUCAUUAAGUGCUGCUACGGUUUUCACUUGUGUAGCCCUUUUCAACACAUUGAUCUCUCCUUUAAAUUCUUUCCCUUGGGUGAUCAAUGGAUUGAUUGAUGCCAUGAUAUCUUCCAGGCGAUUGAGCAAAUAUUUGUCUUGUCCUGAGCAUAAUUCUGAAUGUGAGCAGUCUUCUGGUGGACGACUAAACACAUACGGUCCCUCACCUUGUCUCUUUGAAAGUGAGGUUGAUGCUGGUGCUAAUCCCAAAGCUAUUGUUUUCCAAAAUGCAAGUUGUGUUUGGUCUAGCAGCUAUGAGGUGGGGAAUAGUGUAAUCUUGGAUGGCAUCUCACUGGACUUUCCAAAGGGCAUCUUUGUUGCUAUAAUUGGAGAGGUUGGUUCUGGCAAGUCAUCCUUGUUAAAUUCUAUUCUGGGAGAGAUGCAUCUUAUUCGUGGUGUUAUACAAGCCUGUGGGUCAAUAGCAUAUGUGCCACAGGUUCCUUGGAUCCAGUCUGGUUCAGUUCGUGACAAUAUUUUGUUUGGAAAGGAGUAUGAUGCUAGAAGGUACAGAGAAGUAUUACAGGCAUGUGCACUUGACAUUGACAUUUCACUGAUGAUUGGAGGUGAUCUAGCAUAUAUUGGAGAGAAAGGAGUCAACUUAUCUGGUGGGCAGAGAGCCCGUCUCGCAUUGGCAAGGGCUGUCUGUUGUGACUCUGACAUAUACUUGCUUGACGAUAUACUUAGCGCAGUUGAUUCGCAGGUUGCUUGCUGGAUUUUACAGAGAACUAUACUGGGUCCUUUAAUGAAUCAAAAAACACGGGUACUAUGUACCCAUAAUGUUCAGGCAAUUUCUUCUGCAGAUAUGAUUGUGAUCAUGGAUAGAGGACAUGUAAAGUGGGCUGGAAUGUCAGCCAAUUUCUUAGUGUCACCAUAUUUGGCAACUUAUGUACCAAAUAAUUCAAAGUUCCCAUCAUCUCAAUUGUUAGGAAAAGAAAGCAUGAUAUGUGCUUCUGAUGAAUUGAGGUCUAAUGUUCUGCUAGAGAGUGGUUUCGUAGCAACUUCUGAGGAAGCACAAGAGACUGCUGAAACAGAGUUUAGAAAAGAGGGAAGAGUUGAACUUAGUGUUUAUAAGAGUUAUGCUACCUUUGCCAGCUGGCCUGUUGUUUUUGUCAUAUGUGUUUCAGCAUUUUUUAUGCAAGCAUCUCGCAAUGGAAAUGAUCUCUGGCUAUCACACUGGGUUGAUAAUACCACUGGAACUGAGAACACAAGAUUUUAUCUGGUUAUUCUCUCCAUCUUUGGCUUGGUGAAUUCCCUUUUCACUUUAGCAAGGGCAUUCUCAUUUUCAUACGGUGGUCUACGUGCUGCAGUUCAGGUGCAUACCAAGCUUCUGAAUAAGCUUGUCGAUGCACCUGUACAUUUUUUUGAUCAGAAUCCUAGUGGGCGAAUACUCAACAGAUUGUCCUCAGAUUUGUACACACUUGAUGAUUCUCUUCCUUUUAUUCUCAACAUCCUCCUAGCCAAUUUCUAUAGUCUAUUGGGCAUUGUGGUGGUUUUGUCCUAUGUGCAGAUAAUUUUCUUGCUUUUGUUGUUUCCAUUGUGGUAUGUUUACAGAAAAUUGCAGUUCUACUAUAGGUCCACGUCACGUGAACUGAGGCGGCUUGAUAGUGUUUCUCGCUCACCUAUCUAUUCAUGUUUCACGGAAACAUUGGAUGGCUCAUCAACUAUAAGGGCGUUCAGAAAAGAGGAAUUUUUCCUGGCUAGAUUCAUGGAGCAUAUCACAUUGUAUCAGCAAACUUCCUAUUCCGAACUAACAGCAAGUUUGUGGCUCUCUCUGCGACUCCAAUUGCUGGCAGCAUUUGUUAUUUUAUUCAUUGCCGUGAUGGCUGUUGUUGGCUGCCGUGGCAAUUUUCCACUUAGCUUUGGUACACCUGGACUGGUAGGCUUGGCCCUGUCUUAUGCAGCGCCAGUUGUCUCAUUGUUGAGCAGUUUUCUUACUAGUUUCACAGAGACAGAGAAGGAAAUGGUUUCUGUUGAGAGAGUGGUUGAGUACAUGGAUAUUCCUCAAGAAGGACUUCAGGGAUCACGAUCUGUGCAUCCAGAAUGGCCUAUGCAAGGACAGAUUGAAUUUGAACAUGUUACUCUUAGAUAUAAGCCAUCAUUGCCAGCUGCUCUAAAUGAUGUUUCAUUUUAUAUUGCAGCAGGCAUGCAGGUCGGAGUUGUUGGAAGGACAGGAGCUGGAAAAUCCAGUUUACUUAAUGCACUCUUUCGCCUUACUCCCAUUUGUAAUGGGCACAUUUUAGUUGAUGGCGUUGAUGUGGCUGAUAUUUCUGUCAGGAAUCUUCGUGGACAUUUUGCAGUGGUUCCCCAAAGCCCAUUCUUAUUCGAAGGCUCUCUAAGGGAAAACCUAGACCCAUCUGGUAUGACAACAGAUGAAAAAAUCUGGGAAGCUCUUCAGAAAUGCCAUAUUAAAGCUGAGAUAGAAUUAGCUGGUGGACUUGACCUUCCUGUAAAAGAAAGCGGCACAUCAUUUUCAGUUGGUCAGCGGCAGCUUAUAUGCCUUGCACGGGCAAUUGUUAAGUCUUCUAAGAUACUUUGUUUGGAUGAGUGCACAGCCAAUGUUGACACUCAGACAGCAAUGAUACUACAAAAUACAAUUUCCAAUGAAUGUAACGGCAUGACAGUUUUGACAAUAGCACAUCGCAUUUCUACGGUGUUGAGCAUGGACGAGAUUUUAAUUCUUGACCAUGGGAACCUGGUUGAACAAGGAAACCCACAAGUUCUUCUGAAAGAUGAAUACUCUAGAUUUUCGAGCUUUGCUCGAGCAUCUACAAUGUGAAUGAGAAAUGAUUUUUGAAGCUAAUGCAUCCACUAUGUUUCCUGUAUGGUCUUUUAAAUGCUAAGGUUUUGUCACUAAGACGAGAUUGCUGCAUCAAUUUACCACCUGAAAGAUCAUAGAUGAUGUAAUGAAGAUAUGUUACUGCUUGGAUCAGUCUCAUUUAGACUAUAUUGAAAUUUCUGUCAUGUUGCAAUUAUA